AUGGGCAGCCUGUUCUGUGGGGUGUCUACAAAAGAAGCAGGCUUCCGAGGAGAAAAGGCUCUGUGUACCGAUCGACGGGUUGUGCUCCCUCCGGGCAUCACAGCAAAAAGACUGACAACCAAAAAGAGUGGCUCAGCUUUAAGGGCAGGCUCCUCACCGUCCUACACCCCGAAAACGCUCGUCGGGCUAACACACCCGCUAAUUCCUGAGGCUCCUCCCAGCUCCCCCAGAUCUCCCCGAAGAUCUGAAGCCUCGCUUGGUGCCACGCGCCCCAUCCCGAACACCCCUUCUGGCCGCGUGCACAGCAUACUUUCAGACCUUGGGGACUCGCAGUGCAGUCCCUCCAAGGGGCUGUGGGCCCAAAGGACAGCGACAGGGCUAAAACUCCGACGCCGGCAAACAGCAGACCCUCCAACUGCCCCGGCCCGGGGCCCGGGAGGGGCCAACGCGCCCAGCCCCGGGGCCAACAGGCGGCGUCCGGCCGUUGCCAUGGCCACGGUGCGCGUUGGGACCGCGCACGCACCCCGCGCGCGCCGGGAGCCAAUCGGCAGCCGGCCCGGGCUUAAUAAAUUUGAAGUGCAAUGUCUUAUAAAUCUUUUUUAUAACCUGGUGGGAGAUGUAACAGAGCGGCAAGGUAUGGUCACUGGACUAGAUCGUAAUGCAUUUCGAAACAUCUUACACAUGACAUUUGGAAUGACAGAUGACAUGAUUAUGGACAGAGUAUUCCGAGGUUUUGAUAAGGACAACGACGGCUGUGUAAACGUAUCAGAGUGGAUUUCUGGAUUAUCAGUAUUUCUUCGAGGAACUCUGGAAGAAAAAAUGAAAUAUUGCUUUGAGGUGUUUGAUUUGAAUGGUGAUGGAUUCAUUUCAAAGGAGGAGAUGUUCCAUAUGUUAAAGAACAGCCUUCUCAAACAGCCGUCUGAAGAAGACCCUGAUGAAGGAAUUAAAGAUUUGGUUGAAAUAACUCUUAAAAAAAUGGACCAUGAUCAUGAUGGGAAGCUGUCUUUCUCAGAUUAUGAACAGGCUGUGAGGGAAGAGACCCUUCUACUAGAAGCUUUCGGACCAUGUCUACCUGAUCCAAAGAGCGAGAUGGAAUUUGAAGCCCAAGUUUUUAAAGAUCUGAAUGAAUUCAAUGAUAUAUAA
This is a messenger RNA of Puma concolor (puma), 1143 nucleotides long. The record is from RefSeq and is a predicted model, not a curated record. Lineage: Eukaryota; Metazoa; Chordata; Mammalia; Carnivora; Felidae.